Messenger RNA from Anoplopoma fimbria (sablefish), 4329 nucleotides. RefSeq names its product protein SON (gene sonb). The transcript has 20 exons. NCBI's taxonomy places the organism in Eukaryota, Metazoa, Chordata, Actinopteri, Perciformes, Anoplopomatidae. The record is from RefSeq and is a predicted model, not a curated record. Bases 39 to 2966 code for a protein of 975 amino acids. Gene Ontology annotation, molecular function: RNA binding. Gene Ontology annotation, biological process: regulation of cell cycle; regulation of mRNA splicing, via spliceosome.
GACACGCAAACGAGCUGCACACCCCCCAAAAAAAAAACAUGGCGGCCAACAUAGAGCAAAUUUUCCAAGAUUUCAUAUUGAAUAAGAUCAGAGAAAUUGAAGACCAGAAUGAAGACAAAACUGCUGCAGAAGGAGGAACGGCCGGUUGCGUGGAAACGGUGGAAUCAGAAAAAGCCGCUUCAGAGAGAAACCAGCAGGAAGACUUGAGGGCCGGAGGUUCGCAGAGGAAACACAGGAAGCACAAGAAACACAAAAGCAAGAAGAAGAGGAGGAACCGGGAGAAGGAGAGCAGCUCGGAGUCCGGGGCGGAGGAGGUGGAGGAGGGAGGAACCGAUCAUCAGCAAAGAGGAGGAACGCCCACAGAACCAAAUAAGGAGCAAGGCGUCGACAACGAGAGCAAGUCCAGGUGCCACAAGCGGCAUUCAACGGGAAAGAGGAAGAAGAAGAAGAGGAGGAGGAAAGGCGAAGAGAACUCGUCGGAUUGCGACUCGGAGUUUGUGUCAAAGCAGAGGGAGAGGAAGAGCGGCCAGAGCUCAUCGCCAAGGCGACGAGAGGAGCUGCCCGACAUCAUCCCGAAACAGGACAGCUCCAAUAAAGGAAGAGGAGACGAGGAACGACACGGCAGGAGGAGGUUCCGCUCCCGAUCGCGGUCGCAUUCCCAUUCUCGUUCCCAUUCCUGUUCAGUGAGGAGGAACUCUCGGCCUGGACUUCCCCACCGGAGAUCCAGGAGCCGCUCACUAUCCAGGUCCAGCUCUUCAGAGAAAAGGGGAGCUUUGGAUGAGUCCAUACAGUCCACCCAGAGUUCCUCCAAAGGCCUUCAGCCUCCUCAGCUGGCCUGCAGCCCUACCCGAGGACACGUCGCAGCAGAGGAGCCGCCAGAGUCAAGCACAGAGUCUCAAAACCGUGACCGGAUAGGAGAGCCCCCAGAAAACAAAGAGGACUCGACACAAACACUAGGUUCUGGCGUACUCCAAUCCGUGCUGGGUCAGUCCAUAUCGACUAAACCUGACCAGACCGCCGAGCCCAGCCCCCCCCAGCUCAAAGCGUUAAACUGCCCCAGGUCGUCCGACUCCAAUGUCAAAUCACCAGCGAAGAAGAAGAGGAAAUCCUCCAAGUCCCCGCAGAGGAAAAAAGAAACAAAGUCAUCCAAGAGGCAGAAAAGAUCCAAGUCCCCAUGUCGGAGCCACAGGAGGGGAUCCAGAUCAAGGAGUCCUUCAAAGAAGAAGAGGUCACGGUCCAGGUCAGCGGGCCGGCGGUCGCGGAGGUCGCGCUCGCGGAGGCGGUCGGCGUCACAUGGCCGGAGGAGGGCCACGUACAGCCAGAGGGACCGCUGGAAACGAGAGCCCAGUCACUCCCCCGUGCUCAUCCUCCGCAAAAACAGGUCCCCAGCUCGGAAACUCUGCAGCUUGAGCAACAGCCCUCAACGCAUCAGCGAACUUGAUAAGGACCAGUUGCUGGAGAUUGCCAAGGCCAACGCUGCUGCCAUGUGUGCCAAAGCAGGUAUGCCCAUCCCUGCCAGCCUGAGGUCCACAGUGCUGCCUCUGGCUCUGCCAACUGUGGCCAUGAAUGCUGCUAUGGCCAGUAUGACGGCUGCCACCAUGACGGCGGCGUUGUCUCACAUGGGCAUGUCGUCGCUGCUGCCGCUGCCGUCCAUCACCAACAAGCCGCCUCCCGCCUCCUCCCAACCCAACAUCGCUUUGGAGGAAGUGAAGAGGAAAGUAGCGAAGCAGGCCAACAGCAUCAGCAUCAAGGAGUUUACAGAUAAAUGCAAGAUGAUUGUGGACAGCAAAGGAGAGCUGCCGGUGGCGAUGCCUCACGUGUCGGACGAAGAGGAUGAUGGGAAGCCUUUCGGGGGAUCGGCUCUACGGGAGCAGAAAGCCAUCAGCUUCAGCAUCAAUAACACCACAGUUCGUCCAGCAGUGCGGAGUGACGCAGGCAUGGCCAAAGAGUUUCCCGUGUCAUCAGGAUGCCAACAUCGCAAAAAGGAGGGCGACGCCCUGGGUGCCUAUGGAGAAUGGGUUCCGGUCGACAAAACGUCAGACAAAGCCGGCGCCGCUGCUGCCGCCGCCGCCGCCGCCUCCAGAAAGGCCGCGACCGCUGUUCCCACAGCGACGGCCCUCUCGUCGUCGGGGGAAACGAUGACGGCGCCGGCGUUGCCUGAGGUCGUGGAACAGCCAGAGUCGGAGCCAGAUAACGACAGCGUCUUUCCUGACCCAGUGCUGCAGCCGGUGGAUAUCUCUCAGGCUGUGACGGAGAGAAUCAAAGCUCAGAGGCGACUGGCGGAGAACCCCUACGACGUCAGCGCCAUCUGCAUGCUCAGCCGCGCGCAGGAGCAGGUGGACGCGUGGGCCCAAUCCAACACCGUGCCCGGCCUUUUCACCGGUUCCACUGGAGCCACGGUCCUCAGUUCGGAGGAGCUUUCCACCAGCGGACCACAAGCAUGGCUGAAGAAAGACCAGUUCCUCAGAGCGGCGCCGGUGUCGGGGGGCGUCGGCGAGUUCCUGAUGAGAAAGAUGGGCUGGAGGACCGGGGAGGGCCUCGGGAGGAACCGCGAGGGCACCGUGGAGCCCAUCGUCAUCGACUUCAAGGUCGACCGCAAAGGACUAGUGGCUGAAGGAGAGAAGCCACAGAAGCAGACGGGAGGACUGGUGGUCACCAAAGAUCUGAUGGGGAAGCACCCGGUGUCGGCGCUCAUCGAGUUGUGUAACAAGAGACGGAUAAUGCAGCCGGACUUUGUCAUGGUUCAUCACAGCGGUCCGGACCACCGCAAGAACUUCCUCUUCAAGGUCACAGUGAACGGCGUGGACUACCAACCCCAGACGGCCAGUCCCAAUAAGAAACACGCCAAGGCCAUGGCGGCUACAGUGGCGCUGCAGGCUCUGGGAGAGGUUCCCGUGGAUGGACCAGGACUCUACACUGGCCCGGUCUUCACUGCUGCUUCCACCGGCCCGCUGUUCUCCACGUAGACGUUCCACACAGGUCAACUGUUUGGACCAGAUUCUCUCAGAGGUUGUAGGACACGGACAAAAAGAAGAUGUGACGUCCCUCUGAAGAACCGCUUAUUAAUACAGUUAUAGUGAGGAACGAGGAACGAGGAACGUAUCUGGUCACAGGACAGAGACCAUACCUUUUGUACGGAAGCCACCUGUGACCAAAUUUAUACCCACAAAGUCAAGUUUUCUUUUUUUUUUAAAAGUCGCACAGUGGGUGGGGAAAAGUGCUUUUUACCAGGUGUUUAGGAUUGAGUCUCCAUCCCAUUCAAAGUGGAUGGCAUGUAUUUAUGUAUGUAUGUAAAGUAUGUAUGAUGACAUGUAUGAUAUAGUAGCAUUACAGCCUGAUAAUACUGUAUAUUAGCUGAACCCCAGACCAGGCGGUGGAUGUGUCGUUUUCUGUGACAGCAUAGCAGGGCUACGUUGUGACGUCCGACGAAUCCGUUGUGUCGCCGUCGGUUAACGAUGUUACAUUUGCGGCCCGGCUUUUUACGGAACUCUAAACCUCCUGAAAAAAGAAAUGUGUAAACUGAAAUAAAGAUUAUAUUUAUGUUACGUGAAAGUUAGAGGAAGCCACAUUUUUGGUUUUCUGGCAACGACGCCUGUGUUGAAUGUUAUUUAAGUUCUUCUCUUUGGGAGUGUAACCAAAGCCACCCCCCCCCCACAUGUAUCAGACUGGAAAGUGCGGACCACCAAGAGUAGUGGCAGCUGGCGGCAUAUGCAAGUACCCGAAACAACCAGCAGCGGUUCCCUGAACGCAUCAUCCCUCCCUCACGGUCUUCCCCAUUCUCAAACACUGCCAGAUGUUGCAUAGCACAGAAGCUGGGUCUCUGCUGCCCCCCCCCUCCAGUCCAGUCCAGUCCAGCAUUUGCUCUUUUAUGAUGAUGAUGAUGAUGAUGAAAAGUUGGAUAACUCAUUUUGUGUGAGAGAUUUGUCCCAACAUCCCAAAUAGAUAGAACAUUACGACCGACUGUAAAAUGUGAAGAUCUGUUUUAUAUUUCCCACCGUAAUAACGCAGGUUAUGGAGAUUAAUCCCCAAAUCUGACCACUAAUAAACUUUCAAAAUCUGACCAAGUGAAGAUAUAUCUACUGUAGAUCCUCUUUCAAGGGUCUUUUUUUGUUUGUUUUUCUCCACCUGGAUCUUAUUUUAGUGUCUUUUAGUGAAUAAUUAGCACAACAGUUUUUUGCUGAAACUGAGUAUAUAUAUAUAUAUAUAUAUAUAUAUAUAUAUAUGUGUGUAUGUAUAUGUAUAGAGGGAGAUUGUAGACAGCUGUAAUGUAAUCUAUGUACGUCCACUAAAGGUGCUUGUUGUUGCCACUGACUGGCUCAGAUUAUUAAA